Eptesicus fuscus (big brown bat) is the source of this 2899-nucleotide messenger RNA. RefSeq names its product disintegrin and metalloproteinase domain-containing protein 25-like. The transcript is spliced from 2 exons. Gene Ontology annotation, molecular function: metalloendopeptidase activity. Gene Ontology annotation, biological process: male gonad development; proteolysis. Gene Ontology annotation, cellular component: sperm head plasma membrane; external side of plasma membrane; plasma membrane. Lineage: Eukaryota; Metazoa; Chordata; Mammalia; Chiroptera; Vespertilionidae. The record is from RefSeq and is a predicted model, not a curated record. The coding region runs from base 221 to 2413 and encodes 730 amino acids.
UGUAAUCAAUCCAGAGACAAAAAGGGGGUGAUCUCAAAUGAAAAUACAAACUAUCAAUGAAUAUGGCUAUAGCUAGAAAGGACCAUGGAACCAUUAAUUUUUCUGCUGUGUGCACCUAUGAUGGUCUGAGCCUGCCAGAACACCCAGCUCAGCGGGAGCAGUGAUGCUUCCUGACCAUCCUAUUUUGCUCUCACCAGUGUCUGUGUAGGGUAGCUCCAUAAUGGCUGUGAAUGAGGCCCUGGUGUGUGUGAGGAACAUUCUGCUGCUACUCUGGCUGGGGGUGAUUCUGUUCUCAUAUGGAUGGUUCCAGGUUGUGCACUCCCAACGCUUUGGUCCCCCAGAAGUGGUGAUUCCCUUGAAGGUAACAAGCACUGGCAUUGGCAUGAAGACUAAAGAUUGGCUCUCUUACAGAAUGCUUUUUGGAGGUCAGAAUCAAGUCAUACACAUGAAGGUCAACAAGCAUUUUCUAUCCAGACACUUCCAAGUGUUUACCUACUCAGACCAAGGCGCUCUCCUUGAGGAACGACCUUUUCUCCAGAAUGACUGCUACUAUCAUGGUUAUGUGGAGGGGGACACAGAAUCGCUGGUUGCUAUCAGUACCUGUUUGGGUGGGUUGCAAGGAAUAUUACAGACAAAUGACAUUGUUUAUGAAAUAGAGCCCAAGAGACUUUCUACCACAUUUGAACAUUUCAUAUAUAAAGUGGACAGCGAGGAGACACAGUUGCCACCCAUGAGAUGUGGAGUAACAGAUGAUGAAAUAGCAUGGCAACUGAAGGAUCAGGAGAGUGCUAACUUUACUUUGAUGCAGAGUGGGUAUGAAGGCUGGUGGACACACAACCGGAUUCUUGAACUGGCAGUGGUAGUGGACUAUAAUCGCUAUCUUCAUCACCAAAGUAACACCACAGCUGUGCAGUAUGAAGUAUUACUUGUGGUCAAUGGAGUAAAUAAGUUUUUGCGUUCACUAGAUGUUGAUGUGGUUUUAAUGGGAAUUGAGGUCUGGACUAAAAACAACCCAAUUCCAAUAGAUACCAUAGAGGGUCUCCUGGGGCGGUUUUGCAAAUGGAAGAAAACUAGCUUGAAUUACCGCAUUCCCCAUGAUGUUGCACAUGUUUUCGUAAAGCGUCACUAUGGUAUUACUGUUGGCCUAGCCUAUUUAAAAAGUGUAUGUAAAAGCUAUGCUAAUUGUGGAGUUGAUAGUUUCAUGAACGAUAAUCUGUAUGAUUUUGCAUACAUUGUGUCACAUGAGAUUGGUCAUAAUUUGGGUAUGGGACAUGAUGAUGACAAAACUUGUACAUGUGGACAUAAAAAGUGCAUAAUGGCUCCAGAAGAAGCAAGUGCAACUAGAUUCAGCAAUUGCAGCUAUGCUAACUUCAUGAACCUGAUGGGCACCAUCAAGACAAAGCAAAAUUGUAUGUACAUGUCAUCAGAUACAGGGAACAUCUUCACACUUGCACAGUGUGGGAACAGUGUGGUUGAAGAAGGAGAAGAGUGUGACUGUGGCGCUUUACAUUUGUGUAUAGAUGAUCCCUGCUGUGAGUCAGACUGCACUCUCAGCUCUGGGGCUGCUUGUGCUUUCGGGGGUUGUUGCAAAGACUGCCAGAUCCUGCCAACAGGCGAAGUUUGUAGACAAGAGGAAAACGAAUGUGAUCUCCCAGAGUGGUGCAAUGGGACAUCCUACCAUUGUCCAGAGGAUGUGUACUUGCAGAAUGGGAUCCCAUGCAAGGGUGGUGGCUACUGCUAUGAAAAGAGAUGCAAUAACCGUGAAGAGCAGUGUAGGAACAUUUUUGGCAAAGAGGCCAAGAGUGCAAAUCAGAGUUGCUACACAGAAAUGAACACCCGAGGUGACCGUUUUGGGAACUGUGGUCUAAUGAAGGCUAGAUACGUGCAAUGUAACAUCUCAGAUACCUUGUGCGGGAGGAUUCAGUGUGAAAAUGUGACAGAACUUCCCCAUCUGAGAGAUCAUUCUACUGUGCAUUGGACUCACAUCAAUGAUGUCACCUGCUGGGGUACCGACUACCACUUCGGGAUGACCAUACCUGACAUUGGUGAUGUGAAAGAUGGGACAGAGUGUGGGGGAGAACAUGUCUGCAUCCAAAGGAAGUGUGUCCAUAGGUCAUAUCUGAUAAGUGGUUGUGCACCUAAGACCUGCAAUAUGAAAGGAGUCUGCAACAAUAGACAGCACUGCCAUUGCAACCCAGAGUGGGACCCUCCCUUCUGCCUGAAAAAAGGCAGUGGAGGUAGUAUAGAUAGUGGGCCACCCCCUCAGAAAAAUAUUAAGCAAAAGAUCAAUUACCUGCAACUACUUUGGUUGAUUCCUUUUGUUCUUUUAUUAUGCUUGUUAAUUUUGGCUUUUCUCACACGAAGAAGAACAGAUAAGAGUGAAGAGCAGAAUGUGCCAUCUUCAGAUGAGUAAGAAGAGCAAAAUGUCAAGACAUCCCAAUUCCAUCUAAGGAAGAACAAUGAAAUGUUCUACUGCAUUUUAGAAAGAAAAGCAACAAUUUACAGUUUCCAAAAAGAAACCAAAUUGUAUCCAAUUUCCCAUGUACUAAGUUUUAUUCUCCUGGCUGUAGAAAUGUUACAGACUAUGUCACAGAUCAUUGACCUAAUUGCUGUGAAUUUUUAUUAUUUCAGAACAUAAAACACUGGCCAUUACACAAUUAUUAAAAUAUCCUAAUUCCUAGAAUAUUGCUAUUUUACAUUAUUUUAAAUAGUGUUAGUGUUCAAUUGUUCAUGGAAUUAGUCUCUUUGUGUUUCUUGAGCAAAGGUACAGCCAAUGGAUAAUGUGUAUUUGUGUUUUUAAUUGUGUCUCAAUUCUUACCAUCCUUGCCACUCGUACUCUGCUUUGUCACACAGGAAAUGCAAACAUACAAAUUAAAUGUCUUCUUUGCCAGUCCUCUCA